This is a messenger RNA of Anisakis simplex (herring worm), 198 nucleotides long. NCBI's taxonomy places the organism in Eukaryota, Metazoa, Nematoda, Chromadorea, Rhabditida, Anisakidae. The record is from the annotation of a GenBank genome assembly.
AACAGCACUGAAGAUAUGUGGGAUUAUGACGGCUCAUUGUUGGUGAACCGUAUUGAUCUAUCCAGUCGUCCUCGCAUCACUCAGCCCGCAUCUGAACGAUCAACUACUGACACAACCGAAACUUUAACUGAAGCUUCUUCGAAAGCCGCACAGGUCNCGCAUCUGAACGAUCAACUACUGACACAACCGAAACUUUAA